GCAACUUGUCUCUCCAUACCACAACUCCAGACCACUUUACUACCUCUCCCUCCACAAUGUCUUCUCCUAAUAACGUCCACACCUUCUACGCUGAUGCCGUCCUCUUUGACAUGGACGGUACACUCACCGACUCUAUCGCAGCCGUAGAGGCAGCCUGGGGCAAAGUUGCCAAAGACAUCGGACAGGACCCAGCACAUGUCAUCGCCGCAACCCACGGCAAGCGCGCUGUCGACAACCUUUCCGCCUUCAAGCCCCAUAUCAAGCAGCAUGAAAUGGAGGACGCUGUCCAAGACUUUGAAGAAACCAUUCUCUUCUUCGCCGACGCCUACAACCUUCACGGUCCUGGCUCGCAGCCCGAAUCACCCAUCAACAGCCCCUGGGGUGUGAGGACGCCAGCAGAUAGCUCCGGGAACGCAACCCCUGACUUGACUCCUGGCAGCUCAGCACCCAGUUCGCGUGCUUCAUCGUUCGCAGCUGCUGGUGCCCGUCGUCCAUCGUUUGCGAGCAGACUUAACAGUAUGCUCACGAUGACCGCUGUUCCUGAGGCGAGCAUCUAUGGUCAGCCGCCGCAGUUCGACAGCCCUAUCAUGGAAGAGGACCAGGAAGAGAUUAUCACUAUUGAAGCCAACAAGGCCAAGCGCGAGUUGCAUCGUCUUCAGGCGUGGCAGAUCGAAGCCGCAGGUGUAGACCGCAGCGUGAGGAUCCUUCCUGGUGUGAAAAGGAUGAUGGCGAGCAUCCCUCAGGGGAAGUACGCUGUAGCAACUUCUGGCGCUAAGACUUACGCGUAUGGGUGCAUGACUCGCGUCGGUAUCACACCUCCUAAAAUUACUAUUACUGCCGACGACAAGCGUCUCAAAGCUGGCAAGCCCGCCCCCGACCCCUUCUUGCUCGCCGCUAAAGAGCUCGGAUACGAUGCAAAGAAAUGCGUUGUGUUCGAAGAUUCGCCAAGUGGUAUCAAAGCAGGCGUGGCUAGCGGCGCUACCGUGAUCGCUUUGUGCACGAGCCACGAGAGGCGUAAGAUCGAGAACGCAGGUGCUCACUAUCUUGUUGAGAAUAUGGAUCAUGUCGUGUGCGAACCUCAGGGGGAUGGGCGGUUGAAGUUCACCGUGACCUUAUAGGGUGUUGGUUGCUUGAGCGCUGGCCGCUGGUGGUUCGAGUGGUUGAGCGGAGGACUCCUACGGUGGAGUUGUUUUUGUAUCUUGUAGCGAUAGUGCCUGCCUUCUUGGCUAUGAUCUCCUCUCUUGUCUUGUUUAAUGUCCUAGUACUUACUCGUCCACUUUCGCACACAUGCAUUAUCUACAGAUUAGACCGCAUCUCACAUUAAUAGAUUUUCUGUCUACGUACAAAAAGCGCAACAAACAAAAUGUUAUAUAUUUUCCUGCGUCAUAUCAUAAUCUUCAAAUU
Serpula lacrymans var. lacrymans S7.9 is the source of this 1404-nucleotide messenger RNA. RefSeq lists its product as uncharacterized. The record is from RefSeq and is a predicted model, not a curated record. The coding region runs from base 57 to 1118 and encodes 353 amino acids. The transcript is spliced from 3 exons. Lineage: Eukaryota; Fungi; Basidiomycota; Agaricomycetes; Boletales; Serpulaceae. Gene Ontology annotation, molecular function: sugar-phosphatase activity; beta-phosphoglucomutase activity.